Capsicum annuum is the source of this 2003-nucleotide messenger RNA. RefSeq names its product rRNA methyltransferase 1, mitochondrial. Lineage: Eukaryota; Viridiplantae; Streptophyta; Magnoliopsida; Solanales; Solanaceae. The transcript has a single exon. The record is from RefSeq and is a predicted model, not a curated record. Gene Ontology annotation, cellular component: chloroplast. The coding region runs from base 496 to 1938 and encodes 480 amino acids. Gene Ontology annotation, biological process: rRNA methylation. Gene Ontology annotation, molecular function: RNA binding; RNA methyltransferase activity.
UUGGCACUUGUUAUUCAUUUUACUAAAAUGGGUUACGGUUAUGCAUUGAAAAAUGCUCGUUAGGAUUUGAUUUCACUAGUCCCUCGCGUUUACAUCAUUUUCAUUGUUUAUUAAUGUUCGGUACAUUCUUAUUUCUUCACUAUACCUGUGGACAUAUACAAUAACUAAGGAUAUUUUAAUAUUUUAUUGGUUACGAUACAACAUCAUCUCGUCAAAUACAAUGAAAUUAUUAUUAAUCGACAGUAAAUAAUAUAUAGUUCAUACAAACAUUAUAUUGAACCAUUACAGAAAGGGUCAUAAAACAUAUUGCUAUUCUGAUUUUUUAUUUUUAUUUUUUUUUUUAAAACCUGCCCUUGGGCCUUUUCUUGAUAGCAGAAGGGGAUAAACCCUAACACAAGGUUAGCACUUAGCAGUUUGAAGAAGUGGUGGAUGCAGAAAAAGGUAUCUAAGUUGUUGCCAUUGAUUUUCAAUUAGGUUUAAUCACAAUAUUCGAUUAUGCUAAAACAGUUUCACACCUCAAAGCCACAAUCUUUACUAGCAGUAUGCCACCCAACGCACAAUUUCAAUUUUAGCUUGAAAUGCUUUAGCAAGAAAACCCAAACCCAUGAUUUAAAUCGGUAUGGAUCUUUAAUCUUUUUCAUCAUUAAACCCCCUUGGAACUUGGGAAUAUCUAUGAAUUUUUCAUGUGUAGAGUUUCGCCCGAAAUCUCACCAUUCAAUUACUGCUAGAAGUUUUUCAACUUCGGGCAGUGAAAAGAGUCUUCCUUGGCUUGCAAAAGAUAAAGCCAAACAAGCUAAAAGGCCUGAAAAGGUGGUUGCAAACCGGUCUUCUUGGGAGGAAUCGGCUGACAAGUUGUUUAAAGGCGGUGUUUCGAGUGUAGAAUUUAAGGAUUAUAGUGGAGAAGAAAAAGAAGAAGAAGAUGAAAUGGAUGAUCCGAGAUGGGAUAAGAUUAAGAGCAGGUUCAAUCGAGUUAAAGUAAGACCGGGUGGAUCGGAUAGGCCAGAGGUUAGAAGGUGGAACAAUCAAGAUAGUUGGGGUAAAAAGACAUGGAAGGAGGCGACGGAAUCAACCCUACCAAGAAUGGUUGGUGAGGGAAUUUAUGGUGUUGGACCUGUUUUAGCUGCAUUGUCAUCUGGAAGAAGGGAACUUUAUGGUUUGUAUAUUCAGCAAGGGUUGGAUCUGAGUGGGAAUAACAGGAAGAAGAAGGAUAAGAAAGGUUUUGAGAGAGUUUUGACGAUGGCGGAUAAAGCUGGAUUAGGGAAAAAGGAAGUAUCUAAACAUGACCUAAAUAUGAUUACUGAUAACAGGCCCCAUCAGGGACUGGUCCUCGAUGCUUCUCCAUUGGAAAUGGUUGCCAUCAAGGAAUUGGAACCUGUUUCAAUUGAGGAACAAGAGACUACUUCCCUUUGGGUUGCUUUGGAUGAGGUUACUGAUCCUCAGAACUUGGGUGCAAUCAUACGGUCUGCUUACUUUUUCGGAGCUUCUGGGAUUGUCUUAUGUGCUAAGAACUCUGCACCGCUGAGUGGGGUAGUGAGCAAAGCAAGUGCGGGCUCACUUGAAUUGAUGGAGCUGAGGUCUUGCAAGAAUAUGAUGCAAUUCCUUGCUUCUUCGGCAGAAAAUGGAUGGCGGGUCCUAGGCGGUUCCGUUUCUUCAAGAGCUGUUCCAUUGCAUGAGAUUGUGCCUGGUGCUCCUACAAUCCUUGUUUUGGGAAGUGAGGGAACUGGUCUGAGGCCAUUGGUGGAGCGGUCAUGUACUGAAUUAGUUAGAAUUCCGGGAAAUAUCCCCGUGGAUAUAAUUGCUGGACAAGAUGAGGAUGCUGAGUGUGAUAAUAGUAUUUCAGGCCAGAAUUUUAAAUCCUUUAUGGCUGUGGAAAGCUUGAAUGUAAGUGUUGCAGCAGGUGUGCUUCUUCAUCACUUGAUUGGUAGCAAAAACAACUAAAGCUAAUGUAAUUUUGCGACGCUUAGUUUUGAUUGUUUCAAUGAUAUCCAUUUGUGCUGUUGCAA